GUAUUUUGUGACGUAGUCCAUUGUAACUGCGCAUGCGUGUUUUCUCCGGCACGUGAAGUAGGCAGCAUGGACCAGAAAACACAAGUUGAGCUCGACCGGUCACAGGUGAAGAAGGCCGUUCUAGCACUGCAGGCUUUCUUGAAAUCAAAAUCCGGCGGUGAGUCUCUUUUUCGGGACGAAUCCCAGAAGAUCAGCCUUCUCUUUACCUUCUGGAGGAUCCCCAGGUGGCCUCAGACCAUUCGGAUUCCAUUGCCUCAUGGCGAACGCACAGACACGGAGGAAGUUUGUCUCUUCACCAGAGAUGAGCCCCGAAUGACCACGGAGCAAACUCAGAGGUUUUAUAGGAGGUUGCUGGAAGAGAGUGGGGUUAAAAAUGUUACUGAGAUAAUUCCCUACAAUGUCCUGAAGACGGAGUACAAACCAUUUGAGGCUAAACGACGUCUUUUGGGGAAUUUUGACUUGUUCCUCUCAGACAAUCGAAUCCGGCGCCUUUUGCCAUCCCAUCUCGGAAAGCAUUUCUACAAGAGGAAAAAAGAGCCGCUUUCUGUGAACCUGCAGAGCAAGCAUCUGGCCCGUACACUCCAGAGCACUAUCCAGGGCACCAGUGCCAAGGUCACCAACAAUGGCCCUUGCUGCAUGGUACGUGUUGGCCACGCUGGCAUGGCUGCAGACGAGUUGAUGGAAAAUAUCACGGUGGUUGUCCAAGCUGUGAUGGAAAAACUGCGCGAGGGACCAGCGAUGAAGAUUAUCCACUUAAAGAGUGAACGUUCAGUGGCUCUGCCAAUCUACACGUCAGACCUGACCCACCUCACUGAGCCCAGAGCUGCGAAGGUGAAGAAACGCAAGGUGAAAGCGAAGGCGGCUGCAGGCACGAAAGCAACAGAGGACACAAAACAAACUGCAGGGGGCGAACAGCAAAAGCGGAAAAAACGGAAGGUAGAGAAGGACGAAGAUGAGGAAGAAAUACCACAGCUGGUUCCCAUGGAGACCGGCCGCAAAAAGCCUAAACUGCAGUCAAAAAAGAAGAAAACAACCAAGCCUGGUGCAAAGAAACAAGCAGCCAAGAGAGGUGGCAAGACUAAACCCAAAGGAAAAGGAAGAGUACCGAAAGUCAAAUAAUACUUUAUUUUGUAAUAUUAUCAAUAUAUUGGAAUUGUCACAUCUUGUCUCUGCUUAACUGAAGCAUGUACAAUUAUCAACCAAUAAACAGGCAUGGCCGCUCAUGUUCAUGAUA
Dunckerocampus dactyliophorus (ringed pipefish) is the source of this 1234-nucleotide messenger RNA. RefSeq names its product ribosomal L1 domain containing 1 (gene rsl1d1). Gene Ontology annotation, cellular component: 90S preribosome. Lineage: Eukaryota; Metazoa; Chordata; Actinopteri; Syngnathiformes; Syngnathidae. The transcript has 9 exons. Bases 67 to 1119 code for a protein of 350 amino acids. The record is from RefSeq and is a predicted model, not a curated record.